This is a messenger RNA of Mucor mucedo, 2076 nucleotides long. RefSeq lists its product as uncharacterized. Gene Ontology annotation, biological process: nucleotide-excision repair; double-strand break repair involved in meiotic recombination. Lineage: Eukaryota; Fungi; Mucoromycota; Mucoromycetes; Mucorales; Mucoraceae. Gene Ontology annotation, cellular component: nucleus. The record is from RefSeq and is a predicted model, not a curated record. Gene Ontology annotation, molecular function: hydrolase activity, acting on acid anhydrides, in phosphorus-containing anhydrides; DNA binding; ATP binding. The transcript is spliced from 15 exons. The coding region runs from base 1 to 2076 and encodes 691 amino acids.
AUGGAAUUUGAGUCCAAUGGAGCACCAACAGAAAUAGGAUUAGAAUUGAAUAAAGUGGCUGUGGAAUCAGACGAAGCAGCAUUGGAUAUAUCUUUGGGGUCCGAUAAACUACCAGAUUCGACAAGCACACUUAAAGAAAUUUCUGCGAACAUUCCUAUUCCGGGAGAGCCUGUCAAUGUCGAUGUUCCACCAGAAAUUAAGAAACCAUUGGGUGAAAACGAUCCUUCUACUUGGAAAAAAAAAUUCAAACGAAGUAAUAGCAUAAUCACAAUCGAUGAAAAUAGCUUUGAGGAUUUUCAAACUAGUGGACUAAAGAAUGAGGUCAAGGGAGAGAAUACUACUCAUCAACGACCGGAUUCGGAAAAAGUGAACAGUAUGAAGUACAAUACCUUUAAAAAAGUACCCCGUAUAUUUGUUGGAAGUAGAACUCAUAAGCAGCUCUCCCAACUCAUCUCAGAAUUAAAAACAAAAACAAGAUACAAUCCCCGUACAACAAUCCUUGGAAGUCGUGACCAGCUAUGCAUUCAUCCAAAAGUAUCGAAAGCCUCGAACAAAACAGAAUCCUGCAUAGAAUUACUGGAUAAAAAUGCAUGCCAUUACAAGCAUAAAAUUGGCCGGAUUAUGACCCAUCCUUCUAUUAAUGGUACAAACCGUGUUUGGGAUAUUGAAGACUUAGUGACGUUAGGGAAAAAAGUAAAAGGGUGUCCUUUUUAUGCUUCUAGAAAAAUAUACGAAGGUGCAGAAGUCGUCUUUUGUCCUUAUAACUACAUUAUCGAUCCAUUGAUCCGUAAAGUUUUAGAUAUCAAUUUAAAAGAAAGCAUCAUUAUUUUGGAUGAAGCACAUAAUAUUGAAGACAGUUCACGAUCUGCAGGAUCUUUCGAGGUGGAUGAACAAAAACUUGCAACAGUUAAAAAAGAAUUGGACCAAAUUAUAAGAAAUCGAAUCGAAGGUGAAGCACAUCAGACUUUAGAAGUGAUAGUAAAUUAUUUGUACGACUGGAUCACUUCUACUGAUAAUAAAUAUACUAUUCAAGAAUAUGAAGCUCAUCAUUGCAAUUGGACCGGUGUAGAUAUACUCCAAAAACUAGCAGAAGGCAAUAUUACACCCUUUCUUUUUCACGACGUUCUAAAGCCAGCAUUUAGCACAGCGGCGGCUCAUGCAGAAAAAAUUAGGAAAGAAAAGGAGAAUAACAGUGAAGCGCCAAGUGAAGAAAUCGACAAUUCGCAAAGUCCGUUUUUUCACCGUAAAUGUCUUACCACUACCAGUUUAUCAACAUUGCAGGGUUUAUUCAUGGUGUUUGGAUUCUUAUUUAAAGAGGAAACACAUUUUGAAGAUGAUUACCAAAUGGUGCUGACAAAAAAAAUUGAAAGGACUCAAAAAUCUCAAACAGUGAAUGGAAAGAGAAGAAAGAAAGGCAUAUCGGGUUAUAUGGAACCAGAGUGGUCUUUCAAAUUGGCGUUCAAAUGCUUAAAUCCGGGCAUCAUUUUCAAGGAUAUGACAGACACUACUCGUUCAGUUAUAUUAACUAGUGGAACCUUAUCACCGUUGAAUACCUUUGCUUCAGAACUUGAGACCGAUUUUGAAGUACGACUUGAAGCUAAUCAUGUUAUCGAUAAAUCACACGUAUGGGUUGGAGGCAUUCCUCAAGGACCAAACAGAGUUUCUUUAAAAGGUAUAUACUCUAACUGGGAGUCCUUUCAUUUUCAAGAUGAUCUUGGUGAAGCUAUUUGUGAGAUUGCUGAGUCUGUGCCAUUUGGCGUAUUAUGUUUUUUACCUGCUUACAAUACAUUAGACAAGCUAAUGCACCGAUGGAAGCUUACCAAACUAUACAAUCGGUUAGCAGCCAAAAAAAUGAUUUUCAUUGAGCCUAGAGGUAGUGACAAGGUCGAAUUCGAAAAUACGAUUGGAGCUUUUUACAAGCAAAUCGAUGCCGUAAAUCUUCAGCCAGAUGAUGAAGGUCGUGAUGGAGCCAUAUUUUUCGCUGUUUUCCGAGGAAAAGUGAGUGAAGGCAUAGAUUUUUCUGACAACUAUUGUCGCGCUGUCGUGACAAUAGGUAUACCCUACCCUGCAGUGUAA